UACCAAGAUGGCGACACUCGUGGGAACGCAAAUCUUAGACUUCGUUGAGACUCCGCCUUUUAGGUAAAGGCGGAACGGCCCUGGAAAGUGCGCCCGCCUCUUCCGCUGUGCCUCCUCCUCUUCCGCUUGCGCCGCGUCACUCGAGUCGGUCUCCACCUCUCUGGGCCCCAGAGUUCCUGAGUCGGGUGCGUAGGCAACGGUAGUGACGCGUAUUGCCCGGAGGAUGGCGGACGCCGGCUUGCGCCGCGUGGUUCCCAGCGAUCUGUAUCCUCUCGUGCUCGGCUUUCUGCGUGAUAACCGGCUCUCGGAGGUGGCCAAUAAGUUCGCCAAGGCAACAGGCGCUACCCAGCAGGAUGCCAAUGCCUCUUCCCUCUUGGACAUCUAUAGCUUCUGGCUCAAGUCCACCAAGGCUCCAAAACGGAAGUUACAAGCAAAUGGGCCAGUGACUAAGAAGGCUAAGAAGGCUUCAUCCAGUGACAGCAGUGAAGACAGCAGUGAGGAGGAAAAAGCCCAAGGGCCUCCAGCUAAGAAGGCUGCUGUACCUGCCAAGCGUGCCAGUCUGCCUCAGCAUCCUGGGAAGGUUGCAGCCAAAGCAUCAGAGAGUAGCAGCAGUGAAGAAUCCAGUGAUGAUGAGGAGGAAGAGGACAAAAAGAAAAAGCCUGUCCAGAAGGGAGUUAAGCCCCAACCCAAGGCAGUCAAAGCUCCCCCUAAAAAGGCUGAGAGCUCUGAUUCCGAUUCUGACUCAUCAAGCUCAGAGGAUGAGGCACCAAAGAACCAGACGCCAAAGACAACACCUGUAGCAGCUAAAGCUCAGGCUAAGACCCCAGUGAAACCAGGCACACCAGCUCGAGCAGCACCUAAAGUAGCUAAUGGCAAAGCAGCUAGUAGCAGCAGCAGCAGCAGCAGCAGCAGCAGCAGCAGCAGUGAAGACUCAGAGGAGGAGAAGGCAGCGGCUAUCUCUAAGAAGACUGUACCUAAAAAGCAAGUAGUGGCCAAGGCCCCAGUGAAAGCAACUGCCACCCCUACCCAAAAGAGUUCCAGCAGUGAGGACUCCUCCAGUGAGGAGGAGGAGGAGGAGGAACAGAAAAAGCCCGUGAAGAAAAAACCAGGUCCCUAUAGUUCAGUGCCCCCGCCUUCUGCUCCCCCACCCAAGAAGUCCCUGGGAACCCAAGCUCCCAAGAAAGCUGCUGCAGCGAAGAAGCAGUCUGAGGAGAGCAGUGACGACAGCAGCGAUGAGUCUGAUUCAAGCUCUGAAGAAGAAAAGAAACCUCCAGCUAAGGCAGUCACCUCUAAAGCAGCCACUAAACCAGCUCCAGCAAAGAAGGCGGCAGAGAGCUCUUCGGACAGCUCAGACUCUGACAGCUCUGAGGAUGAAGCUCCUGCCAAGCCAGCCAGUACCACCAAGAAUCUCUCAAGUAAGGCAGCUGCCACCCCCAAGCAGCCUGCAGCUAAACCAGCCACAACCCCCAAGCAACCUGCAGCUAAACCAGCCACAACUCCCAAGCAGCCUACAGCCAGUGGCCAGAAGCUUCUGACCAGAAAGGCUGAUAGCAGCUCCAGCGAGGAGGAGAGCAGUUCUAGUGAGGAGGAGGAAGAGAAAGCAAAGAAGACUGUGGCCACCACCAAGUCCAAGGUGACAGCCAAAACAGCUCUGUCUUUGCCUGCCAAACAGACCUCUCAGGGUGGUGGGGAGAGCAGCUCUGAUUCAGACAGCUCCAGCAGUGACGAGGAGGAAGAGGAGGACGAAGAGAAGACGUCUAAACCCCCAGCUAAAAAGAAACCACAAAAGAUAGCAGGAGCUGUGGCCCCUUCCAAGCCAGCCUCUGAAAAGACGGUCAAGGCCGAGGACAGCAGUAGUUCUUCUUCUGAUGACUCCAGCAGUGAGGAGGAGGAAGAACAGAAGCCCACGGGCAAGGGUACUCCUAGACCACAAGCCCCCAAAACCAGCAGCUCUGCACUGGCUAUCCAGAAUGGAAAAGCGGGUAGGGACAGCAACAAGGAGGAGGAAGAUAAGACAAAGGCCGCAGGAGCGGUUUCUAAGCCAGGUUCAGGAAAGAAGCGAAAGCAGAAUGAGGCUGCCGUGGAGGCAGAGACUCCUCCAGCCAAGAAGAUAAAGCCUCAGACCCCCAACACAUUUCCAAAAAGGAAGAAAGCAGAAAAAAGGGCGUCCUCCCCCUUCCGAAGGGUCAGGGAGGAGGACAUUGAGGUGGAUGCUCGGGUAGCAGACAACUCCUUUGAUGCCAAGCGAGGUGCAGCUGGAGACUGGGGGGAACGAGCCAAUCAGGUCCUGAAAUUCACCAAAGGCAAAUCCUUCCGGCAUGAGAAGACCAAGAAGAAGCGGGGCAGCUACAGGGGAGGCGCCAUCUCUGUCCAGGUUAAUUCAAUUAAGUUUGACAGCGAGUGACCCAGGGCCAUCCUAGCGGAGCAGGGUGAUGAUCCGAGACUACUGACUUUCCCCAACAGACCCCGGAGCUCUCGGCUCUGUUAGGGAGGUAUCAGUGGAGGACGGGGGUCUAGAAUCGGUCCAAGGACUGCAUCGGAACAUCCUCCCUGGUCCUUUUCUAUGUUCGUAGUUUUGUACAGAUUUGGUUUUGAGUGUUGAGUAGCAAGGACAAGGUCAGGGGUAUGUUUUUUUUUUUUUUAAGGAAAAUUUAUUUUAGUUGUCAUCCCCUUCUCACUCACUGUUCUGUGGAAGUCCUAGUACUGAGAAAUUUGUAUAUUUUAUAUUAAAUCAUUUCCUGUUGAUUUUUUGUUGUGAUUUUCAGAGGUGUGUUCUCACAGAUAAAAGCUAUUGCUUAAGACAUGAUAAAGGUCAUAUGUAUGAACUUCUGUGAUCAGAGAAGCCUGCCUGUAUGAGUGCAUAUAUAUGCACUUCAUCCCUCCUGCCCAUCAGCCCUGGUGAGGGGCAGUUAAGAAUGGUUAACAUAUAUGUCUGUUAAGCAUGCACGGUGUAGUUCAUCCUCAUUCACAGGGUCUAGGACUGAAGUUUUCAGCCAGCGUGAACUUAGCUACUUUGGGGGAUAAAAUUUGCUGAUUGUUACAGGCAAAAUAAUGGUGUAAUGUGAGUGUCGUGGAGCCAGUCUGAAUAUUUUGUUUUCUGUUACUUUAUUAUUGUUACAUAAUGAUAUUUGCAAUACCUGUUUUUUAAUUUGAAAGCAUAAACUUUUUAUUGUUCAAAGGCUUGUUUUGAUUUGACCCUUAAUAGUAGUAAUCAGGGCUGUAUCAUCUGAUUUUUCUGUUUUAACAUUUCAGAGGGAAAAAAGAACAAUUUAACCACUUGGUAUGUCUGUCUUGGUAGCAGUGGUGACAAAAAUUAGUUUCAUUAAUUCCUACAUGGUGGGGAA
Molecule: messenger RNA, 3344 nt
Organism: Phyllostomus discolor (pale spear-nosed bat)
Lineage: Eukaryota; Metazoa; Chordata; Mammalia; Chiroptera; Phyllostomidae
Gene: NOLC1
Product: nucleolar and coiled-body phosphoprotein 1
Exons: 13
Coding region: 224-2404 (726 amino acids)
Cellular component (GO): nucleolus; nucleoplasm
Molecular function (GO): protein binding
Source: RefSeq, a predicted model, not a curated record